ACCCGAUAAUUGCAGGGCUUAAUAAUAAAUAAAUGUUCAUUUGUAUUUAAUAAUCAUUUAUCUUAAAUAAACGUAGCAUCUUUCAAGUGUAUUCGUUAUCAAGUAGUCGCGGUUAGACAACAAAUUUCUCAUGGAAUCAACUACUUGAAAGUCUUUAGUUAAGUCAAUUCACAACUGAACAUUGUUUAUUGAUAAUCGAACAAAAUGAGUGCGUUAAACGUCAAGACAUUAACUUAUGAAGAGAAGGAGCUUUUCGUGCCUGAGAUGGAAACACUCUGCUCGGUGAUUGAAACGGGAUUGAAAUCAAACUUCUCUGACGUUUCUGUAAGUGUUGUGGAUUGUCCUAACUUAUCACAAGCGCCUUUUCAUCUUGCAUCUUCCGGACUAGGUGGAGAUGCAACUCUGGUGGAGUUUGGAAGUCCCGUUUAUUUACUUCCACUUGUUAACAAGUCAAAAAUCUACGACAUUGUCGAAUUGCUGAGAAACAUCAGCAGUUAUGAAAGUAAAGAAUUCUUUACUUGUGGUGCUGGCGCUGGUCCUUUUCCUAUAUUCAAUCAAAACUGUGAAGGAAUGUUGAACAUUCGUGUUGGAUCGGAUGGAACAUUGAAAAACGAAACUCAUGUCGCUCGCAUUGUUCCUGGUGGUGUUGAGUUAUCGAAAGUUCCUGAUCAAGAGACAAGAUGCGCUUUGCUCGGUAAUUUAUAUUUGAGUGAAGGUAAAGCUGGAAAAGUUUUAAAAGUAACUGCAAAAAGACGUACUGGAAGUGAAAAUUUCAUUUCAUCGAUGAGAUUAGCAUUAGCUGAAUACUUCACUGAUGAUAAGACUGUUGGUCUUGGUGGAACAUUUCUCAUUAAAGAGGGAAAAGCAAAACAACACGUUAUGGACGAGUUUUCUAAAGUUCCAUUGUACACUGAAGAUGAUGUUAAUAAAUGGUUGACAUUCCAUGAAAUGUCGGCACCAUUAAUAGCAGUCGGAACUUUCGUCACCAAUGAAGCUGACUUAGAUUUGAGACUUCAACAUUUUCACAGUUUUUCGAAGCAUGGUGAAGGCGGUCAUUAUCAUUAUGACGUUACACCAGAUACUGUUGAGUAUGAAGGCUACUUCGCUGUCGGAAGACGAAUCAUCAGGAUUGAUAAGCCUGAACAGAAGUUAAAACAAGAUUCAAGUGGUGAUUUGGAUCCUAUAAACUUAAAAUAUCAAGAAAAGGAAACUCACAAACCGUCAUUAGAUGAAAUAAGAAAUGUUCUCGAAGAAGCAUUGAAGAAAAAUUUCAAUGAAGUUUCUGUGGAGAUUGUCGAUAAUCCCGAUUUAAAAAGUGAACCAUUUUAUCUUGCAUCGUCAGGAAUAUCAGGCAAUCCUUUAAUAAUUGAAUAUGGAAAUGAUGAUUAUCUCCUUCCACUCGUUGAUAAAUCGAAAGUUUACAACUUGAUUCCGACGAUUCGUGAAAUUGAAACUUAUAAAGAGAAAAAUUUUUAUGUUUGUGGUGCCGGGGCUGGACCAUUUCCCCUUUACGAUCAAAAUUGUGAAGGAAUUUACAACAUGAAAGUGUUUAAAAACGGCACAAUUGAUAAUCAAAGCCACAUUGCAAGAACUCAAGGAAGUGGCACAGAAACUUUGAAACUUCCAAACAAUGAAACUCGUGCUGCACUUUUGGGAAAUCUUUUUCUAUCUGAAGGAAAUGAUGGCAAAGUUUUAAAAGUAAUCGCUAAAAAUCGAACUGGAGAAGAAAAUUUUAUUUCAGCAAUGAGAUUGGGAUUGUCAGAGAAAUAUUCGGAAGAUGAAGUUGUUGGACUUGGCGGAGUUUUUGUGAUGAAGAAAGGAAUUGCCAAUAUUCAUGUGAUGGAUAGGUUUUCAGAAAAUCCAAUAAAUACCGACGAAGAAUUGAACAAUUGGUUGACAUUUCAUGAAAUGCCAGCACCACUUAUAGCACUUGGCAACUUUGUAUCACAUCAAACAGACUUUAAACUUCGGUAUCAUCAUUUUCACUGUUUUUCGAAACAUAACCACGGUGGUCACUAUCAUUACGACGUUACACCAGACAUUGUUGAAUAUGAAGGUUACUUCAAUAUCGCCGAACGAAUCAUUCUUAUCGACAAAAGUUUUGCUGCUUCAUCUUCACCUCAGCUUCUUGUUAUUAUUUUAUCAGCUUUCAUUGUGAAAUUAAUAAAUUAUUUACUUUAA
Messenger RNA from Clunio marinus, 2181 nucleotides. The record is from the annotation of a GenBank genome assembly. Lineage: Eukaryota; Metazoa; Arthropoda; Insecta; Diptera; Chironomidae.